Molecule: messenger RNA, 5004 nt
Organism: Symbiodinium natans
Lineage: Eukaryota; Dinophyceae; Suessiales; Symbiodiniaceae
Source: the annotation of a GenBank genome assembly
AUGGCAAGUACUGACAUUUUCCUGGGCCUGGCAGAAGCUGAUGUCAACAAGGCAGUGGCGUGGCUGGAAGACGCGCGCCACAUGCCGGCGUCCAGUGGUUUUUCGCCAACGCAAUGGCUGUGGCAUUGGCUUUCGUCUACGCCAGCCUUUGCGCCUGUAACGGAAGCUGCGGAAAAGAUGGACACCGUCUUUGGCUUUAGCUCUGGCGAUUGGGCUUUUCAUUGGAUCGAAGAGAUGGAAAAGGCUACCCUGAACCCAGGUUCAGCAGCUUCCCAGGCCGCGCCGGCGCAGACUGCUUUGGACAGCAAGUGGCCGCAUUUUCCUAAUGGCCACCGCUCCCUGGGAUUGGCACCGGCAGACCUUCUCCGUGCUCAUGCGUGGUUGGAGGAAGCCGCUUCUUUCAAUGGUGCCGGUGGCUGGGAAGAAGACGAUUGGCUUCGCUAUUGGAUGGAGCAGGAUCCGGUCUUUGAGACUUUGCUUCAGCGCGCUAAGGAGGCUGACCAUGGCUGGAAUAUUGGUCAAUGGCUUUGGCUUUGGGUGUCGCAAGCCGACCGACCUCAGCCACCGCCGGCGCCUCCUUUGGACACCGCGCCGCCUCUGGCUACCGGCAUUGGGCCGGACGCUUUCCCGCUCAGCCAGCGCAAUGAGACGGUUAUCGUCCGGCAGAUUUACUGCCGUCUGGCUGUGGACGCUCCACACAUUCUUCCAGGUUCUAUGGCCGACCCAGGGAGCGACAAUGGGCGAGGCCUUCUCGUGCCGCCGACUCCCUCAGACAAGCUCUCAGUUCUUUGGGAAUCCUUGAACCUUGAUUUCCCGGAAGAGGUUGCCUCCCAUUCGGAGUUGAACCGCACCAUUCGCAAUUUUGGGUUCUUGGCUACCUCCUUUGAUCAGUUGGAUCAGUGGUUGGAGUCACACGGUCUCCUGGACUUUGGCUCCGGGACACAUGCGGACCUUCGGUGUCUUUGGCACAGGUCACAUGCCUUGGCUUGCUCUGAGGGCCACACAGCAGCCGUGCCCUUUCCGCCGCAAUCCCCUGCUCUGCCCUUGCCGCAGGACCAGUCCUUCAGCUCGGCUUCAGACCCUAGCCGCACCGUGUCUGCUGCCGCGUCAUGGAACGAGCCCUUCCCAGCUAAGCUCUCUUCAGACAAAACGGCCGAGCUUCGAGCCGCUUUUCUGCGGAAAUACCCUAGCGAGGUUUUGGACGACUCCACCAUGCCUUCGGCUCGUCUCGUCCCAAGAAUGGCGACUGAGUUGGCAGACCUCAUUUUGGAUGAUGUCCCUUCUCGGAACCUCCCGGACACACUGGGCAUGUUUGCAUUGAGCAAGAUUUUGCACCUGCACAGUGUGGCGAUGGCCAUGGUCACUGAUGUGCAUUUAGUGACGCUUAAGAAGUACGAGUCCACUUUCCUCCGCUUUGCUUCGGCUCGCUUUGACAGUAGCAGUGGCCUUCGCCCACCCAAUGCAUUGGAAUGUGAGCAAGCAGAUCGUCGAUUCUGGGAGGCCGUGUCCGAACUCCGUUUGCAAGGUUGGUCUUUGGACGACUGCAUCCAUGAGAACACAGCCGUCCGCAGCGAGCUGGCCUCUCUUUUGGCGCCGCGCGUUUUCCUGCCCAAGGCCAUGCGCCGCCCAGAGGGCAAAGGAGCAGGUGGAGGAAAGGGCAAUGGCUCCGGUGCUGGCUUUGGCAACGGACGAGGACGCGGCAAAGGCAAGGGGGAUGGACGAGGUCGUGGGAGUGGCCUUGGCACCGGUCGUGGGGGAUCCGGUCUGGGCAACCAAGGCAACUCCGCGGGGACCUCCACAAAUCGCCAGGAGUGGGCAUCCUCCGCAAAAAUUAACGGAGAAGUCAAGACCCUUUGCAUGCGCUGGAGUCAGCGCACAGGGGGACCGGACCCGUCUUUCGAGCAGGCAGCUGGGUCCGGUCUGCCUUUGUCCGUGCCUGCCAUUUUGCCUUUGUCCUCCCAGAUCUCUCCAACUCCGACAAUUGCUGCUCAGGCAAAGCAGGCACCCGAGCCUCUGAUGCCCAUUUUUCCUCACACGGGGGCUUUGGCUUUGUCUGUUUCUGACUCGCCAUCCCCAAGAAGCCACACAGAUCCUGAUGUGGAUUUUUCAGCCCCAGACAGCCUCGAUCCAACGCUAUCUUCUGCGCCGGUCUCCACAGAGUCCAUGCCAGGGCCUUUUCCUCCGGCCUCCUCGCGGGUCACCUCCGCCCUACAGUCAGUUCGGGAUUUCAAGCAACCCUUCUUCCUGGACAUUUGCGCGGGAGCGGGUUCGCCACUCAGCUCAGCAUUCUUGGAGAAGGGAGCACCUUGUUUGUCUAUUGACAUUCUCAUUGACACAAACAUGGAUCUUCUCCAGGACGACUUCUUUGAGCAUUUGCUGCGCAUUUGCACGUCCCGGCAGAAUGGUCUUCCCGAUUUGUCGGCAUCGCAGGCUCUUAGGGUCCAGGAGAGCCACCUUGUCUUUGUGCGUUGCGUUCAGCUGCUGCAUGUCAGCUUCUCUUGCGGCGCGCAAGUGUCGCUCGAGCAGCCCCCUAACAGCAUGGCCUGGAUGGAGCCGAUUGCGACCAAUUUCUUGGCAGCCAUCAGUGCGGAUCUGGUCCAUGUGGCCGCUUGCUCCGUCGAUCUUGACAUGCACAAAGCCUGGCUUUUCGCCACCUUCUGCGGAGUACCCCCCCUUUUAGCAGACAUGUAUGCGGAGCAAGCUCUGCCCCUCUUCGACGUGGAUCAAGGGGGUGGUACGGCCCUUUCUUUCGCCUCGGUGCCUUUGCUUUCCAAGCCUAAGGCCCUUCACGAGGCUCCCGUGGCCUCACAGGAUGGGGCCGGUAUCCUCUCCACGCCAGACUGGAGCGCUCCACCCUCGGGAGCCACAGAUGUGUUUGCGCGCCUUAGGCCUAAGCUGAUGGCCUUUCUUCUUCAGGGUCGUUUCCCACAACGUUUGCGCACUUUGGUUUUGGGGGGAUCCGCGGAACCCCUUUUCUCCAGCUCAGAGAUAGCCGAUCUGCGUGGCAUCUUCCAGGACUGGCUCUCCGCGCAUUUCCCUGCCAUUUCCGUCUCCUGGGAAAUCUCCGCAGGGCAACCAUACUGCCUCCAGGUGCUGGCAGCUGUCUCACGCAUUUGCCAAGAUCGAGACUCAUCCUUGUUCACCUGUCUGGAACAGGGUGUUCCUACUGGCUUUGACGGGGACAUUCCGUUGUCCAAUGUCUUCCUGCCACAAGGUGGCGGCCAUCCUUUCGAGCAAUCACUUGGCAUUUGUCAUGGUAAUUGGUCCAGCGCUGAGGCGGAUCUUCCAACCUUGCAUGCCUUAGUGGAAGAGGAGAUUUCCAAUGGCUGGUUCUUGGAGCUAGAUUCUUUGGAAGCGGCUCAAGAGCGUUUUGGCGACAAGCUGGCCAUUGGAAAGAUGUCCAUCGUCAAAGCUGAAGGCAAAAAGCCCCGUCUUGUGGUUGAUUCCACUGUCUGUGGCACUAAUCCGUCUUGCUCAAUCCCCGAAACGUACACACUCCCGGGCAUUGACGAUGUUAGGGAUUCUUUCCCUUUGCGGUGUCACUCUGGCCUCUGCGCGGGGUUUGCUUUUGACAUCAAGUCCGCUCACAAAACGGUUCGAGUUCGCGAUUCGGAUCAGGGGCUGCUCGGGGUCCUGGCCGUCGUUGGCUUUUACCGCGUUUGUCCUUUCGGAGCGAACUUCUCGGCCCUCUGGUUCCAGCGACUGGAAAGCUUUUUCCUUCGCACUCUUCACCUUUGGACCUGGCUCCGACACGCCCUACUGGGCUACGUGGACGAUUUUAUCCUGUUUCAGGACCAGGAGGUCAUCGGCCUUACAGCGUGCAUGACAUUGGCUUUUUGUGCCUUGUUCAACAUACCCCUGUCCAAUGCCAAGUUACAGCUUGGCAGCUGUAUCCACUGGAUAGGCUGGCAUUUUUCUUUCGGCUCUGGCACUUUCUCCAUUCCGAUUGACAAAGUCCAGAAGCUAAAGCGCCUGCUGCAGGAAGCCUUACAAUGUCGCCAUGUUUCGAAACGGACCCUGGACAAGGUCACCGGGUUGUUGCAGUGGUUUUGCAAGCUAUAUAAGCAUUUUAAGCCCUGGCUGCAAACCCUGUACGCUGAUGCGAACCGUCCAUUGGCCACCAACUACAGCAUUGACCCUGGCGAUUGGCCCGGCUUGGCCAUUUGCGUUAACGAGGGUCUUGUCUUCACUUCCACGCCGCCGGGAACGAGCAUCCCGACGGGCGCGAAGCUCAUUGAAGCCAGGCACUUGGCCCUGCAGUCUAAGAAAGACCUUGCCAAAAUUCCCACCUCCAAGCGCAUUUGGAUGAGAGUGACGGACCCCUCCACCACUCGCCGCAAGCUUUCAGUUUCUAGCCGUGAGAGCCUUCAGUUCUGGCUUAAGUGGUGCGAGGUUCCACCCCUUUUUUUUCCUUUGCAGAAACCUGCGGACGUUCCCAUUGUCUGCGCUGCUGCCGACGCCCGCGCGGAUGGGGACCUUGUCGGGAUAGGGGGUUUUAUCGAAUGGCCUUCACGCCAAAUUUCGUGGUUCAGCCAGUCAUGGCGUGUCCCAGACCUUUCUUCACUGGGUGUGCCUUUGCAGGUGCCAGCUCACCAGGACAUCACAUGUUACGAGACAUUGGCACAGCUUGGCCUCAUUCUUUGUCUCCAUUCCGUGGUGCCCUUGGCACGCUGGACAGUCCGUCUCCGCACUUUGUCCGACAACACAGGCGCAGAGGCAGGCAUCAAUAAGCUCUACAGCUCGGCUUUUCCUUUGUCGGUGUUUCUGAAACGCCUGUCCAUGUUGGCGUGCUUGACUGGCAUUGAGCUUGACGUCUUCCACGUACCCGGCGAAAAGAAUGACGAUGCGGACCUGCUCUCCCGCUGGAGUGAUGAGUCCCAGCCCUUGCCUGCCAAGUUUCUUCCGGACUUUCGUGUGGAUUGCAGCCUGGCACGCAUCUGGCACUUUCGUUCCGAUGUGCGUCUUUGGCCUCCAGAUGCCAAACUCAAAUGGCAACCGCCGUAA